This is a messenger RNA of Zophobas morio, 731 nucleotides long. RefSeq names its product selenoprotein M-like. Gene Ontology annotation, cellular component: endoplasmic reticulum lumen. Gene Ontology annotation, molecular function: oxidoreductase activity. NCBI's taxonomy places the organism in Eukaryota, Metazoa, Arthropoda, Insecta, Coleoptera, Tenebrionidae. Bases 356 to 688 code for a protein of 110 amino acids. The record is from RefSeq and is a predicted model, not a curated record. The transcript has 2 exons.
AAGUUGUAAGUGAUAGUUGAUUUGGUUAUAACCUCAAAUGUUGCAAUUUCCGGGUGUCUAACCUGCAAUUAAACGAAAUAUAUGUGUUUAUUGCAUAUUUUUCAUUUUCGUUUUGUACUAUUACACAUGUAAUUUCGUAAUAUUGCACAUUUAUGACAUAACCUCCCUCCUACGUACAAAUUAUACAUAGAUAAGUGCUAUAUUAAUAAUACGUGUGAUCCCUUUUAAAUGGUGCGAUAAUACCGUAAAACUGAUAAAAAUAAACAAAAGGACGUCACAUUCCGUUAUAUUGUUCGUUAUAGUUGGUAUAUAUACCGCACUUUGUACUGACAUUGUUAUUAUUUAAUAACAAGUCAUGAAGUUGUCAGUCAGUUUUGCUUUUUUGUGUUUUUACACUGUUAUGGUGUGGGUAAAUGCUGCAGACAGAAUUGUCAGAGUGAGGCUGGAGAGUUGUCCAGGCUGCAAGCUCAACAGACUAUCAGAAGUGAAAGCAUUCGUGUAUGAAGAUUUCCCCAACUAUGAGAACGCGGAAUUCAAGAAAAUCCACGGAGCUUCGCCAGUUCUCCUAUUCCUAAACGAAGCCGACGAAAUCGUCGAAAAACACUCCCUGGAACAUUUGAGCCGCAAAAAAUGCAACGAACUCCUAACAGAGAGAGGCUUCACCACAAGAAAGAACAAAGAAUUGUAACAAAACCUGUAUCCAAACCAAUAAAAACCAUACUAAAAAGUUA